Molecule: messenger RNA, 714 nt
Organism: Meloidogyne enterolobii
Lineage: Eukaryota; Metazoa; Nematoda; Chromadorea; Rhabditida; Meloidogynidae
Source: the annotation of a GenBank genome assembly
UUGGAAAAAAAGGGUGAUAUCUGGGCAUUGAUAAGUACAGAGUCGUGUUAUUAGAAGUGGGUAUCGGAGAAUAAAAUGAUAAACAGGAAUAUUAUGGGAUUUGCAGAGAUUAAUAGAAUCGGAUUGGAAAUAACGCAGGGGUAUGUCAGAGAAUUUUGGAGAUAAAAGGAGAUAUCAGGGAUUUAGGGAAAUAAGGAGUUUUCACGUGGAUUUGGUGAAUGAUAAAUGAUAUAAGAGCGAAAAAGGUAUUUCGAAGAUUUGGGGUGAAAAGUGCCGAUACAUGGGAAUUGCCAAUGAUUUAUCAGAGAAUUUUGGGAAAAAAGGGUAAUAACAGAGAUUUGGGAGAUUGAUGGGAUUAAUAUUAGAGGAUUUUGGAUAAGGAUGAUGGUGAGUAUAAAAGAUAUCUGCGGAUUUUUGCAAAAAAGAUAAUAUUUGAGAUUUGGGGAUAAAGGGGGUUACCCGGGAUUUUGGGUAAAUAAAAGCGAUAUCAAUGGUUCUGCGGGCUAAAAGGUCGACACUGAGGUAAUGUGUAUUAAAAACGGCACAAAGAGAUUUUGUCAACGAGCGAGAUGUGAGGAUUCGAUUAUAGGGAGUCUGUUAAGAACAUUAGAAGGUAUAAUACGAGCGUUAGGACGCUGGUUUAAUUUUAGAAUUGUUGUCUGUCUGUCCGCAGCUUUAAAUUUUGCUGUGAUUGGCGUUGUGUUUAUUUUUUAA